This is a messenger RNA of Necator americanus (New World hookworm), 816 nucleotides long. RefSeq lists its product as uncharacterized. The coding region runs from base 1 to 816 and encodes 271 amino acids. Lineage: Eukaryota; Metazoa; Nematoda; Chromadorea; Rhabditida; Ancylostomatidae. The record is from RefSeq and is a predicted model, not a curated record. The transcript is spliced from 7 exons. Gene Ontology annotation, molecular function: actin filament binding. Gene Ontology annotation, cellular component: nucleolus; striated muscle dense body; catalytic step 2 spliceosome.
AUGUCGGAUGACUACAAAGCAGUUAGAGGUGGCAGUUUGAAGCUUAAAGGAAACAAAAAAGCCUUGUUCAAAGCUGAUAAACCAAAGAAACACAAGUCGAAGAAUGCUGAAGCUAAUAAACCCGAUCCAGACGCGAUUGCUCAUGGUGGUUGGUGGAGAGUUAUUGACGAAGUGGAUCUCAAAGGAGGCGAGCAUGUUUCGUUCGAAUGUGGUAGUGGCAAUAGCUGCUACCUAUCGGCUUUAGACAACGGCCGAUUUACCAUCGGUUUGCCACAUCCGGAAGGCGAAGAACCGAGUCCGGAGGAAAUUUUUGCAGUCGUUAAGACACCUGACGACCCUAAAACAAGUUUCAAAACAGGUUAUGGUAAAUAUAUCGGAGUUGAUUCUAAUGGAGCUUUGGUUGCCACCGCUGAAGCCAUUGGUACACGCGAACGUUUUCAAGUCGUUUUCGAGGAUGGAAAAACCGCUAUACAAGCAGUUUGUAAUCCCUUAUUCUUGACUAUGGCUGUUGAUAAAGAUGGUCUGAUCUAUGUGGCUAGCAAAAAAGCUACUGAAGACGAGAUGGUCAAUAUCAGAACGAAUGCCCAAAAGACAGGACCUGUAGACUGGCGAUCAGCUGAAGACAGAAAAUCGGCCAAGGACUGCUCACAAGCAUAUGUGAAGAUGUAUCAGCACUCAAAAGUCGACACGAAGCUGCGAGCCAUUUCUGAUGACGUCUUCGAAAUGAAAUCCGUAAAGAGAGCGCAGAAAGAUGGAGACUUGCAUGAGACUUUACUUAGAAAGCGAAUUAAGAUGAAAUCAGAUCGAUAUUGUUGA